AAAGCCUUAUGCUAAGCGGACUGGAAAUAAGAAUUACUUGGGCUCGUUGAGGAAAAGACUAAUGUAAGCACAUCAUACUAUCGAAAUGCCUUGCUAUGUUGACGAUAUUGAGAAGCAACUUUUUUCGGACGCCGGAGCAAAGCUGGCGACUAACGGCCUUAUUGGAGCAUCGAGACAUUGCCAAGAAAGAACUAAUGAAUACUAGGCAUGUCCUUCGAGGGAAUGAAGAGUCCGGGCAAAAGCUAUCUCUCGAAAUGCUUCAUAUGGCCAUCUCGAGAGGAAGAUCUUGGGGUCUUGGCAGCCAAAUCAAGAAAAUGGCAAGGAAAUUUUUUCCAUGGAUUAAACUGAUGGGCUUGACCAAAGUGCUGGGGUUGAUGUUGAUGGGUCCUUUAGCUUCCAGGCCAAGGGUUUGGAUCCAAUGUAUGGAGUCUUUACCAACAGACUUUGCUAAGUUCCUGCACGAGGAACUCAAUAUUGACAGCAACUAUCAAAAAUAUCCUGGAAUUGUCGCAAAAGACUCACCAAGAGACGGAGUUCUUGGCUCUUGGCAAUAAUUUUAUAUCACUCUUCUCAUCUCGUGUAGGGCACAUCGAGGAAAUCACCAUGUGGCUUGAUUACCCCAAAGCCUCCUGAAGGCUCAGGACUGGAUCUCCGAGGAGCUUCCCCUAGAAACAACUCAACGACGUGCAAGAAAAUGCACAUGAUUUUGAUGUAAGGGGCUUGGUGAUUUCUUUCUGUUCGAGAAAUCAACCGGGGAGUCGAAGGGGCGAGACUAUAGACAUGAACUAGUGGGUAUAAUAUAACAUGCUGAACACUGUCGCAAUGUAG
Fusarium odoratissimum NRRL 54006 is the source of this 828-nucleotide messenger RNA. RefSeq lists its product as uncharacterized. NCBI's taxonomy places the organism in Eukaryota, Fungi, Ascomycota, Sordariomycetes, Hypocreales, Nectriaceae. The coding region runs from base 96 to 554 and encodes 152 amino acids. The record is from RefSeq and is a predicted model, not a curated record. The transcript has a single exon.